Messenger RNA from Suillus discolor, 2664 nucleotides. RefSeq names its product kinase-like domain-containing protein. Gene Ontology annotation, biological process: peptidyl-threonine phosphorylation; peptidyl-serine phosphorylation. Lineage: Eukaryota; Fungi; Basidiomycota; Agaricomycetes; Boletales; Suillaceae. The coding region runs from base 1 to 2664 and encodes 887 amino acids. The record is from RefSeq and is a predicted model, not a curated record. Gene Ontology annotation, cellular component: cytoplasm; nucleus. The transcript is spliced from 8 exons. Gene Ontology annotation, molecular function: ATP binding; protein serine/threonine kinase activity; protein tyrosine kinase activity.
AUGGUCGUUGAUCAGCCGCAGCAUCGACGCCGAGCUUCUGGUUUCAGAAGAGUCCGUGAUACGCGCGAUCUUAGACCUUACGUAAAUGCUCAGCCUUCGGGCAGGCGAAUGGAUGCCAACGGGGUAUUUUUAUCGCCACUGAGACAAUUGACAACCAACAUCCUCGAGACGUAUCACAUCUGUAACCCGCAGUUCAGAUACGAAUCGGCGCACAAUCCGCGGAGGGUGCUUACCAAGCCGAGUAAGCCCGCCCACAACGAAGGUUACGACAACGAGGAUUAUGAUUAUAUUCUCUACGUCAAUGAUUGGCUGGGAAACGAGGAUGGUCACAAUCGAUAUCUCAUUCUGGAUAUUCUCGGUCAAGGAACCUUUGGUCAGGUGGUGAAAUGUCAGAAUAUGAAGACCCACGAGAUCGUGGCAGUCAAAGUGGUAAAAAAUAAGCCUGCGUACUUCAACCAAAGUAUGAUGGAAGUCACAAUACUGGAACUGCUCAACAAUUCAUGUGAUCCUCAUGAUGAGCAUCAUAUAUUGCGACUUCGUGACUCGUUCAUUCAUCGAAAUCAUUUAUGCCUUGUAUUUGAGCUGCUCUCAUCUAACCUCUAUGAGCUGAUCAAGCAAAACCAAUUCCAAGGAUUGAGCACGCAACUCGUGAAAGUGUUUACUGCUCAGCUGUUAGAUGCUAUGACUGUGCUCAAGGAUGCACGCUUGAUUCACUGCGAUCUGAAACCAGAAAACAUCCUACUCAAAUCGCUUCAAUCACCCCAAAUCAAGGUUAUUGAUUUUGGAUCAGCGUGUCAUGAACGACAGACGGUGUACACAUAUAUCCAGUCACGGUUUUAUCGGUCGCCAGAAGUCAUCCUCGGAAUUCCUUACACAUCUUCGAUUGACAUGUGGUCGUUGGGUUGCAUUGCUGUAGAGCUCUUCUUAGGGCUACCGCUCUUCCCCGGGACGAGCGAGUAUAAUCAGAUAACUCGGAUCGUCGAAAUGCUUGGGAUGCCUCCAACAUAUAUGCUGGACAUAGGAAAGCAGACAAAGCAGUUUUUCGACUCCUACGUAGAUGUGUAUGGCCAGAAGAAGUACCGCCUCAAAACCUUGGAGCAGUACUCCCGUGAGCACAACACCAAGGAACAGCCAGGGAAGCAUUACUUCAAGGCGAAUACGCUUCCGGAAAUUGUCAACACUGCACCGAUGCCGACGUUCAAGUCAUCGUCUCGGCAGGGGCACGAAGUGGAAAAAGAAUUAAACAAUCGAGCGUCAUUCAUCGACUUCUGCCAGGGUCUACUCAAUCUCAACCCUAUAGAACGAUGGUCACCCCAGCAGGCUAGGAUGCACCCUUUUAUCACCGGUGAAAAGUUCACUAAGCCUUUCCAACCUAAUGGACACACCACUGCCCAGAUUACACAGUUGCCAUCCACGUCAGGCAAUGCAGACCCGAAGCGGCCAUACGGUGGUCUUGUUCCCCAGCAGCCCAAAGGCACCAGAGCAUUCCAGGAUGCAGCGUCAUACAACCAGCAGCUUGCUCAACACCAAGCUUACACUGCGCAGGCGCAAGCCGCAUCUCAGGCGGCUAACAAUGUAUUCCGUAACCCGUACAUAACGCAGACACAGCAGCAGCAGCCACCUGCUUCUCAGACACAGCAGCCACCUCCUCCGCCAUUGUCCUACCAGCCACCACAGGAUGCAUCUGCGCCGUCGUCAUUUCCAGCUCAACAGCAGCAGCAGCACACCUUCUCGUCAUCGCAGCCUGCACAGCUCAGUGCCCUCAACCCUGCUGGCGCUAGCUACUCGCAAGGGACAGGAAUCAGCGUAACGGGGAUGCUCAACCCCAACCCACCCGCUACCUCACACUACCCCCCACCCCAUGCUCGCGCACGGGCCAAUACUAUCAACCACAACGACAUGAUUCCUCCUGCGCUGGCGCGGCUGCAGCAUAUGAACCAAGAUGCGAUAGCCGGACGGAACGCACUGACCCCUGUGCUUAACCGGGAUGAUGCCAUGCGCGAAUGGGAAAGGCGGCAGGCGGGCAAGCCGAGCGCAGCGCAGCCGUACCCUCAGCUCGAAUAUCUGCAACAACAGGCUGAGCUUGCUGCUGCAAACGGCAUGUCUGGGUGGGGUGCAUCCACCCGUUACCCCCCGCCGCCUUCUAAGUUAUCGCACUCCUACCAACCCACAAUUAUAGUGGACGAUGAUCGAAGGGAGACUGUCAUGUCGAAUGUCCGGACUGCUGCACGCAGCGAUACGGUUGCGAGCGGGUACAAUCCCAACGCUAUGGUGACUAGUCCGACGCAAGCAUAUGCAGGGAACCCUGCUGGUACCGGCGCGCGGUACCCCACAGCAUUCCCUUCACAACAGCAGGCGCCGAAUCCACCUUUCGACCCGCUGACUCAGCGGACAGAUAUCGGGGCGCUUUACGUUCCGAUGCAGCCUGAGCAAUAUCAGUCCUAUGGUGGAGGUAGUGCGGCUCAGGGACCUAGUUUGUCAUCCUCAAGGCAAGCUACUCAGACGUCACAACCGGGUCCACAAUCCUUUUAUGGGCCAAGUGUGGCUUCGGCCGUACAAGCUCCGCCGCAGGCAGCUCAACGAAACCCGUUCAAUGCGAGUGACACGCCGCAACAGCCAAAGGAGGCGAGAAGACUGAGCGGGAUGGAUAUUUGGUCGCGAUGA